Pipistrellus nathusii (Nathusius's pipistrelle) is the source of this 1524-nucleotide messenger RNA. Lineage: Eukaryota; Metazoa; Chordata; Mammalia; Chiroptera; Vespertilionidae. The record is from the annotation of a GenBank genome assembly.
AUGGAUCACCUCGGGGGGCCCCUCUGGCCUGGAGUCGGCUCCCUCUGGCUCCUGCUCACCGGGGCCGCCCUGGCUCCCCCUCCUAACGCCCCGGGCCCCAAGUUUGAAAGCAAAGCGGCCCUGCUGGUGGCCCACGGGCACCAGGAGCUCCUGUGCUUCACCGAGCGGCUGGAGGACCUGGUGUGCUUCUGGGAGGAAGCGGCCAGCGCGGGGGUGAGCCCCGACAACUACAGCUUCUCCUAUCAGCUCGAGGGUGAGCAGUGGAAGCCGUGCCGCCUGCACCAGGCCCCCGCGGCCCGCGGGGCGGUGCGCUUUUGGUGCUCGCUGCCCACGGCCGACACGUCGAGCUUCGUGCCCUUGGAGCUGCGCGUCACGGCGGCAGCGUCCGGCGCUCCACGCUACCACCGAGUCAUCCAGAUCAACGAAGUGGUGCUCCUGGACCCCCCCGCGGGGCUAGAGGCGCGGCGCGCGGACGAGGGCGGCCACGUGGUGCUGCGCUGGCUCCCACCUCCUGGGGCCCCCAUGGCGAGCCUCAUCCGCUACGAGGUGAACAUCUCCGCAGGCGGCGCCGCGGGGAGCGCGCGGAAGGUGGAGAUCCUGGACGGCCGCACGGAGUGCGUGCUGAGCAACCUGCGGCGCGGGACGCGCUACACCUUCGCGGUGCGCGCGCGGAUGGCCGAGCCGAGCUUCGACGGCUUCUGGAGCGCUUGGUCGGAGCCCGCGUCGCUGCUGACAGCCAGUGACCUGGACCCGCUCAUCCUGACGCUCUCCCUCAUCCUCGUGCUCAUCCUGCUGCUGUUGGUCGUGUUCGCCCUCCUCUCGCACCGCCGGACUCUGAAGCAGAAGAUCUGGCCUGGCAUCCCAAGCCCCGAGAGUGAAUUUGAGGGCCUUUUCACCACCCACAAGGGUAACUUCCAGCUGUGGCUGUAUCAGAAGGACGGCUGUCUGUGGUGGAGCCCCUGUACCCCCUUCGCAGAGGACCCACCUGCCCCACUGGAAGUCCUUUCUGAACGCUGCUGGGGGGUGACCCCCGCAGUGGAGCCAAGGACAGAUGAUGAGGGGCCCCUGCUGGAGCCAGUGGGCGGUGAGCGUGCCCAGGACACCUACCUGGUGCUGGACAGGUGGCUGCUGCCCAGGAGCCCACCCAGCGAGGACCCCCCGCAGUCUGGUGGCGGUUUGGACAUAGCAGCCACGGAUGAAGGCUCAGAAGCAUCCUCCUGCUCAUCGGUUUUGGCCCUGAAACCAGAGGGGGCCUCGGCGGCCAGCUUUGAGUACACCAUCCUGGACCCCAGCUCCCAGCUCUUGCGCCCAAGGGCGCUGCCCCCUGAGCUGCCCCCCACCCCACCCCACCUGAAGUACCUGUACCUCGUGGUGUCGGACUCUGGCAUCUCAACUGACUACAGCUCAGGGGGCUUCCAGGGAGUCAAGGGGGAUUCAUCCAAUGGCCCCUACUCCAACCCUUACGAGAAUAACCUUGUCCCGGCCCCCGAGCCUUCCCCUCCCAGCUAUGUGGCCUGCUCCUAG